Dromiciops gliroides (monito del monte) is the source of this 2543-nucleotide messenger RNA. RefSeq names its product melanocortin 2 receptor accessory protein 2 (gene MRAP2). Gene Ontology annotation, molecular function: type 3 melanocortin receptor binding; type 1 melanocortin receptor binding; corticotropin hormone receptor binding. Gene Ontology annotation, cellular component: plasma membrane; endoplasmic reticulum. NCBI's taxonomy places the organism in Eukaryota, Metazoa, Chordata, Mammalia, Microbiotheria, Microbiotheriidae. Gene Ontology annotation, biological process: regulation of adenylate cyclase-activating G protein-coupled receptor signaling pathway; protein localization to plasma membrane. The record is from RefSeq and is a predicted model, not a curated record. The transcript has 4 exons. The coding region runs from base 158 to 781 and encodes 207 amino acids.
GAAGGGAGACAUAGGCAGGUUGUUGCUUUGAAAGUGAGUCAGUCCAUCACUGAAGAUUUUAAAAUUUUCUUUUUUUUUUUCCUUUUUCCUCCCCUUCCCUCCUUUGGCUCCUGUCCUUGACCGAAGAGAAGAAGCACCUCUGCAAAAGGGGUUAGUGAUGUCUGCACAGAGGUUAAUUUCCAACAGAACAUCCCAGCCAUCUUCAUCCAGUUCUGAUUAUACUUGGGAAUAUGAAUAUUAUGAAAUUGGACCAGUUUCAUUUGAAGGCCUGAAAGCCCAUAAAUAUUCCAUUGUCAUUGGAUUUUGGGUUGGUCUUGCUGUCUUCGUGAUUUUCAUGUUUUUUGUACUGACCUUGCUGACCAAAACAGGAGCACCACACCAAGAAAAUGCGGAGCCUUCUGAAAAGCAUUUUCGAAUGAAUAGCUUUGUUACAGACUUUGGAAGGCCUCGGGAGCCAGAUAAGGUAUUUUCUCGCCCAGCAACCGCCGAGUCCAGAUCUCUCUUCCAUUGCUACAUCAAUGAAGUGGAACAGUUGGACAGGCCAAAGACGAGUCACAAGGCGACUGCUGUGGGUGCUGAUGAAUUCUUCCAGGAGGGGUCCGGGAGCAGUGGGAAACCAGAAGAAGAGGACCUGACCCAGAUGACCAAAUUCAACAUCCCCAACUUUGUGAACACUGACCCAAACUCCUCUUUCGGGGAGGAUGAUCUUCUGAUUUCUGAGCCACCAAUUGUUCUAGAAAAUAAGCCAAUAGCCCAGACCUCCCAUGAAGUUCUAGAUUAAGAAAUAUUUCCUAGGGACAGCUAGGUGGUGCAGUGGAUAGAGCACCGGCCCUGGAGUCAGGAGGACCUGAAUUCAAAUCUGGUCUCAGACACUUAACACUUACUAGCUGUGUGACCCUAGGCAAGUCACUUAACCCCAAUUGCCUCACCAAAAGAAAAAAAAAGGAAAGAAAGAAAUAUUUCCUAAAGGACAGAGUCUUUGUAAUGUCACAGGUCCGACUACUGUUUAGCAAGGGAUUUUCUUCAUGGGCAGCUUCAGAUUUGUUUCAGGUGUGUGUGUGUGUGUGUGCUUGUGGGUACAUGUGUGGCUGAGUAGAAGGCAGUGCAACAGUGAACUUACUAGACUUCUGGGAUUGGUGUUUUAGACUCUUUUUGGAGGAAAAGAGUUUAGAUUAUCACAGUUUUGGUGAGUUGGAAAUGGCUUCAUCUCUUAUAAACUGAGAGGGAGUAUUACAUAGUGAAUAGAAAACUGGACAUGGAGUCAGGACGACCCAGAUUCAAGUCCUCCCUCUGACAUACUGGCUGUGCGAUCCUAGACAAGUCACUUCACUUCUCGCUAUUCUAGGCAACUCUAGAAGACUGAUUCUUAAGAAAGUACUAGCCUGCUUUGAUAGGAGUUUCUCAUCCAGAUGUUCAUCCCCUUUAUCAAAGAAAUCACAGACCUCAUUUCUAUCCUAUAUAUUAUAAUAGUUGGUUUAAGUCAUAUGGGCAGGGCUAUGUUAAUCCAGUGUGAAUGAAUGAAUGAAUGAAUGAAUGAAUGAAUGAAUGAAUGAAUGAAUGAAUGAAUGAAUCACUACCGUCUCCUCUCCUGUUCUGGGCCUUUCCACUGGUGGGCCCUUCACCCCUUCUGCCCAAUUACUUUGUGUAGAGGUAUAGAAUGAGGCAGCAGGAAUGUGCCUGAAGGACGAGAAUCCAUUUUCCAAGAGCAUCACAGUUGGCCAUUAAUCUCAGUGUCAGCUGUGUUGUGCUACACCAGGUGUUCUUGUGCAGUUGGAUAUACCUGCUGUAAUUUCCCCAGAGAAUGAGCAGUGGGAGGUUAGAGGUAGCUGGGGGAUGGAGUCUUUGUGAACGUGAUAUAGACCCAAUUUGACCCUUGUUAAUUGUAUGAAUCUGGACUAGUCAUUGAACUUUGUGCCUCACUUUGCUCAUCUGUAAAAGGGGAUGAUGAUGGUGAUAGAAUCUACUUCACAGGGCUGUUGUGAGAAUCUAUUGAGAUAAUAUAUGUAAAGUGCUUCGCAUACCUUAAAGUGCUUUAUAAAUGUUAGCUAUUAUUAUUAUUUCUACUAUUGCUAUUAUGAUUGUUGUUAUUAAAUUGCCUCUAGGGUACAUCUGACCAGCACUCCUCACAAGAAGGUGCUCAAGCUUAGUUUGUCUGGCUUUUAAUAGGGCUGUUUUCUGCUGUUAACCCUAGAUGUCUUCUCAUCACUGUUGCCAUUUUCUAUAAAUUAAUGGAAAGCAUUUUUGAGGGGCCACUUCUCUUCAAUUGGCCAAAGCAUGAAGUUGGAUAUUCUUGCCAGGGCAGGGAUUUUGGACCCAGAAUACCACGGAUGCUCUAGGCAACAGCAACAGCAAUUCAUCCGCAUCCCCAAAUAUCCUGCAUGUGGAAAGCCAGCCUCAAGCUUUGGACAGAACAAAACUCAGCUUUGCUGAGACAGAGCGGCCUGGGGGGGCCAGCUGCUAAUUUGUAAGGACAUUUUUGUUAUUAGAUCUUUCACCACCUGUGAUGAACAACCAACCCCUUCCUGCCUUGUACUGAGUGUAAA